CUUGCUGGCAUAUUCUGCACGUAUUGAUAGAGCAUUCUUUUUUCUCAAUUUAAGAUCAGAAACAAAAAUCGUCAUAUAUUUAUCAUUGCUGAUUUUUUUGUUCCAAACAAAUGUUCAGUUUUCGAAAUUAAGCGCUACGAUGACCGUUGAUGGAGUAGGUUUUAAUGAUCAUCGAUCAAGGUUGCGAUUGUGUUGAAAGGCGAUGUCGUAAUACCGCCUCAUUCGUCUAUACUUGCGGAAAUGGUGACUGUGCGAUUUUUGGUUUAGCAAAAACUAAUGCGAUAUAGAAGAAUGAAAUUGACAGCUGUAAUACUUACUUUUUCACGACAUAACAACCGUAUUAUAGUACCUAGUUUUUGCAUUUACUAGGAAGAUAACAACGAAUGAAAUUGUUUGAAAAACAAGAUAUUGAGAUUAAGCUCCAGUUAAAGAUGUUGAGUUUUUUUAUCCGUUUUCAAUACUUCCAUGCACUGUACAAAUGUUCAGAAAAUGGCAAAUGGCAAAUGGCAUGUGCCACAACAGGUCAAUCGGUUUACUUCCGUCAUUUGGGUGGUCAAUUUCAUUUACAUCACGUGCUCAAGCGUCUCGCCUCAUCUACGGAAGAAACAUAGCCUUUGAAAUGUUCUCAAUUGUGUAACAGCUUUAAUUAUUAUCUAAUCAUUAGAUUCGCUUAGAUCUUGUAUAAUUGGAAACUGUCAAUAUAUUCAAUUAUUAUGCGUUCAAUUAUCGUCACCAAUAACAAGGGUACGAUCAUUUUAAUGAUUAGAUUGACUAUAAAGAAAAGCGAAGAAAAAAAAAUUUCGCCGAUUAUAUUAUGAAAUUUUCUACUUACUGUACUCUAAUGAUUUAUUUGUAUUAGGUUAUAAAUUUCAAUUAAACACCUGAACCCUGAAUUUAUAAAUAUUUCAAAUGUUUAGAUGCAAUCGAUAUUUUCUACAUUUUGAAUUGUAACGAAUUUAAAAACUAGAAAUCCUCGAAAUGGGUCUGACUGUCAAUGCUACUGGAAAAAAGUCUAAGCAUUCGAGUUCUCAUUCUUUUCUUAAUUACUUUUAUUUCAUUGAAAGGGAAAUUUAUCAUUACAAAUAUAGGGAGACAAACAAAUUUAUAUGAUUCUCCUAUUAAUCAUUCGAUAGUUUCACCAGGUUGCUGCAACAAAUAUUCUAUGCAGUGGAAAAAAGUGAACAAAUUGAUCCAAGCGAAAUAAAUGAAACGGAUAAUAGUGUAGUGUCACGCGCUAUACGUAAUCUUAUAUUUCAUAAGCAAGAACUUGGUUUCAAUGCGAUUAAAAUUGUCUUUAUGUUUGCAGCUCUAUCCAUAGCAAGUACAGUAUGCCAACUCGUUCGCACGAUUCAGGAAAUAAAUAUAUGACUCGAUUAUGUUGUUUUUGUUUUUACGCCUGUCCUCAUUCGCUUUACAUGGCUGAGCAAUGUCUCAGGUGGCCACCUAAGGAAGAGAAGGUAGGUGGAAAGAGAUACGUACGCAUCUCAAUCGGACGAAUUACAUAAAAGAAUGAUACCAUGCAUGCAUGAAACAGUUGCAAUCAGAGCGUAGACGUUAUAAGACGUAAACUCAACAGUGAUCGAACGAAAAAAAAAUUCGUACAAUCUGAAUAUUUCUUUUUGAAAUUUUAAGAUGUCACCAGGAUCAUCGGUAAUUUUAACGAUUUGCAUAUUGAUUGUGGUAAUCGAUAUUGGCUAUUGCCAAGUGAUUAAUUCACCUUUAACCUAUGUGGGAGAUCCAAGACAUCCGCGCGUAUUGGCUCAGGGUCCACCGAUCCAGAUAUCAGAUGCAUCUCAAUUAGCACACCCAGCCGUAGUUGAAAAUUCAAUUGCCGAAUCACGAUUGCCAUCGGAACUAUUGAAAUCACAUCGUUUCUACAGUAAUCCACAUGUUGCAGAAGCUCUUGCGCGAGACUCAUGGCUAACCGAUAAAGAAGCUCCAGUCUUUGAUAGAGAAGCCGAAAAAAUUCCACGUGAACAAGUAUUGAAAAUCUUCAAAAACGCUGGCUUCCUACAGCGGCGAAAACGAUCGAGAUUUUAGAUAUUCAGAAAUUGUUCUUUUUUCAUUUUUCUAAAUUGAUGAUCAAAUUAAGAAAAAAAUUAUUUAUUCGAUAUGAUUUAAAAAAACAACUCAUUAAACGGUGUUCAAAUCCAAUACUCGUGCUUC
Sitodiplosis mosellana (orange wheat blossom midge) is the source of this 2166-nucleotide messenger RNA. RefSeq lists its product as uncharacterized. NCBI's taxonomy places the organism in Eukaryota, Metazoa, Arthropoda, Insecta, Diptera, Cecidomyiidae. Bases 1633 to 2040 code for a protein of 135 amino acids. The transcript is spliced from 2 exons. The record is from RefSeq and is a predicted model, not a curated record.